This is a messenger RNA of Orycteropus afer afer, 877 nucleotides long. RefSeq names its product signal peptidase complex subunit 1 (gene SPCS1). Gene Ontology annotation, cellular component: endoplasmic reticulum membrane; signal peptidase complex. NCBI's taxonomy places the organism in Eukaryota, Metazoa, Chordata, Mammalia, Tubulidentata, Orycteropodidae. Gene Ontology annotation, biological process: protein targeting to ER. The record is from RefSeq and is a predicted model, not a curated record.
AUGGCGCGGGGCGGGGCAACGGUCUGGUUUGGACAGUUGGAGACAUCCGCUUCCGGGGUCGCGGCCAUCACUCUCCCUGGUUCACCGAGCCCGCCAGGCUUUACGCAGGCCCAGAUCUCUGCCCCAACCACCUCUGAGUCGCUGCCGCUCUCGCCCCGGCUCCCGACGCCUGCGCUCCGCCGCCGAUCCUCUCAGGCAGUCAUGUUGGAGCAUCUGGGCUCGCUGCCCACGCAAAUGGAUUACAGGGGCCAGAAGCUAGCUGAACAGAUGUUUCAGGGAAUUAUUCUUUUUUCUGCAAUAGUUGGAUUUAUCUAUGGGUACGUGGCUGAACAGUUCGGAUGGACUGUCUAUAUAGUUAUGGCCGGAUUUGCUUUUUCAUGUUUGCUGACACUUCCUCCAUGGCCCAUCUAUCGUCGGCACCCCCUCAAGUGGUUACCUGUUCAAGAUUCAGGAACAGAAGACAAGAAACCAGGGGAUAGAAAAAUUAAGAGGCAUGCUAAAAAUAAUUGAUUGGGGUUUUUGUGGUUCAGCUUUACUAUAGCACCUGCUUUUGUCUCCUCUGAAUGAACCAAAUUGCUUUCCUACCCAAAACAGAAGUUAAAAAACACCUAUGUUCUUAUGGCACAGCUGUGUGUAGAUUGUGCUCUCUAUUUAAUUUCUAACCAGUGGGUUUUGAUUUAGAAGUAUUUUAGGCCCUCUCUUCAUAAUCUUGCUCUGAAAUUGGAGAACAGAAAACACAAGUAUGCACAGUUUCUUUCAGGCCUACAUAAAUAAUGAAGGAAAAAUGCCUCAAAUGGUAGUACAAUUUAACUAUUAAAGUUUGAUAAUUCAUUGAGUAAGCUGUUUAAUGUUUUCAAUUAAAAGUCAGAACACAAGU